Molecule: messenger RNA, 5603 nt
Organism: Dromaius novaehollandiae (emu)
Lineage: Eukaryota; Metazoa; Chordata; Aves; Casuariiformes; Dromaiidae
Product: endoplasmic reticulum aminopeptidase 1
Exons: 18
Coding region: 132-2981 (949 amino acids)
Biological process (GO): peptide catabolic process; proteolysis
Cellular component (GO): cytoplasm
Molecular function (GO): peptide binding; metalloaminopeptidase activity; zinc ion binding
Source: RefSeq, a predicted model, not a curated record
GGCGAGGCCCUGCGGCGGCAGGCCGGCGGCGGGGCAGCCUUCCUGGGGAAAACACGAUACGUUUGUCGUGACGGUGACUCCGCUCCUUCUUCCGCGUUGUUUAGGCGAUCAUCUGUGACAGUCAGUCAAAAAUGGCAGCGCUGUCCUUUACUCGGCCGUUUUCAGGCCGGCUUCUGCCUCUAAUGGUAGCGCUGCUAGGUGUUAGGCAUGCUGCCUCCUCUGCGAGCGCUGGCCAAGAUGGUGGUAACAACAUGCAGUUUCCUUGGGAUAAAAUGAGGCUCCCCCAGCACGUUAUCCCAGUGCAUUACGAUCUUCUCAUCCAUCCUAAUCUCACCACUCUGACGUUUUCUGGGGCCGCUAAAAUAGAAAUUACAGUCACCAAGCAAACCAGUUUGGUCAUCCUGCACAGCAAGCACCUGCACAUCACCAAGGCUGCCAUCGAGGCUGGGGCCCGGGGUGCCCGCUCGGUCCAAGAGGCGCGGGUUUUGGAGCACCAGCCCUUCGAGCAGGUGGCGCUCCUUGCUGCUGAACCACUGCAGCCCGGACACAGCUACAUGAUCAGCAUCCACUACUCUGCAAAUCUCUCAAAGUCUUUGCAUGGCUUUUAUAAAAGCACCUACAGAACCCAGGAUGGAGAGCUUAGAGUACUUGCAUCAACGCAGUUUGAGCCGACAGCUGCACGAAUGGCCUUCCCAUGUUUUGAUGAACCAGCCUUCAAAGCCAGAUUUUCAAUUAAGAUUAGGAGGGAACCAAAGCACCUUGCACUAUCCAAUAUGCCAAUUGUGAAAACUGUGAAUAUAGCUUCGUGGCUUGUUGAGGACCAUUUUGAUACCAGUGUCAAGAUGAGUACCUACCUUGUGGCCUUUAUUGUUUCGGAUUUUAAAUCUGUCAGCAAAAUAACCAAUCAUGGAAUUAAGAUUUCUGUAUACACAGCACCAGACAAGAUCAACCAAGCUGAUUAUGCGUUGGAUGCAGCAGUGAAACUUCUAGACUUCUAUGAGGAUUACUUUAGCAUUCCAUAUCCUUUGCCUAAACAAGAUUUAGCAGCUAUUCCUGAUUUUCAGUCUGGUGCUAUGGAAAACUGGGGAUUGACCACAUACCGGGAAUCUGCACUAUUGUAUGACCCUGAAAAGUCCUCGGCAUUCUCUAAACUUUUGAUUACUAUGACAAUAGCCCAUGAACUGGCUCAUCAGUGGUUUGGCAACCUAGUUACCAUGGAGUGGUGGAAUGAUCUCUGGUUAAAUGAAGGGUUUGCAAAGUUUAUGGAGUUCGUGUCGGUCAGCAUUACCCACCCAGAACUAAGAGUUGAAGAUUAUUUCUUAGGCAAAUGUUUUGAUGCCAUGGAAGUGGAUGCAUUAAAUUCAUCACAUCCCGUGUCUGCUCCUGUGGAAGAUCCAGCUCAAAUUUUAGAAAUGUUUGAUGAUCUUUCUUAUGAAAAGGGAUCUUGUAUAUUAAAUAUGCUGAGGGACUACAUGACUGCUGAUGUGUUUAAAGCUGGGCUUGUGCAAUAUCUGCAGAAAUACAGUUAUCGGAAUACAAAAAAUGAAGAUUUGUGGAACAGUAUGACACAGAUUUGCCCUACUGUUGAUACUGAUGAAAAUGAACUCCAAGGUGAUAAUUUUUGCAGAAGAAACCAACAGUCAUCUUCAAGUGCAGUAUCUUUUUUUCCCCUCACUCAAACACAGCACUGGACCAAAAGAGAAACUCUUGAUGUGAGGGCAAUGAUGAACACUUGGACACUGCAGAAAGGUUUUCCCCUGGUAACUGUCACAGUGAGAGGAAAGAAUGUCCAUCUGCAGCAGGAUUACUACAUGAAGGGAGUGGAUUCUCCUUCAUCCACAGAGUACUUGUGGCACAUUCCAUUAACCUAUAUUACCAGUAAAUCUGAUACUGUUCAACGAUUUCUGAUGACAACUAAAACAGAUGUCCUCAUCCUUCCAGAAGAGGUAGAAUGGAUUAAAUUCAAUGUUGGCAUGAAUGGAUAUUACAUUGUGCACUAUGAAGAGGAUGGAUGGGAUCAUCUCAUUAAUCUUUUGAAAGAGAACCAUACGGUGAUUAGCAGCAACGACAGAGCAAGUCUCAUUAACAAUGUCUUCCAGCUUGUGAGAAUAAAAAAACUGUCAAUUUCCAAAGCUUUUGAUCUAACUUUAUACCUGAAACAUGAAACACAAAUCAUGCCUAUAUUCCAAGGUAUGAAUGAACUGAUUCCCAUAUACAAGCUCAUGGAGAGGAGGGAUAUGGAUGAUACAGCAAAUCAGUUAAAGGAGUAUAUAGUCAAUCUAUUUAAAGACCUAAUUGACAAGCAGUCUUGGAAUGAUGAAGGCUCAGUGUCUGAGAGAAUGCUCAAGCACUCGCUACUCCUGUUUGCAUGCGUGCGUGGGUACCAGCCGUGUGUGGACAAAGCACAAGAAUAUUUUAUGAAAUGGCAGAAAUCCAAUGGAACUUUGAGCUUGCCAACAGAUGUGAAGACGGCAGUGUACGCUAUUGGUGCACAAACAUCUGAAGGCUGGGAUUUCCUCUUUAGUAAAUACAGGCUGCAUUCAUUCAACUUAGAGAAAGAUAAAAUUGAAUUAGCUCUCAGCCUCAGCAGAAAUAAUGACAAACUUCAGUGGUUAAUGGAUCAAGGUCUGCAUGGUGACAUAAUAAAAACACAGGAUCUUCCACAUAUUACUGUGUUUGUUGCCAGAAACCCAUCUGGCUAUCAUCUAGCUUGGACAUUUUUAAAGAGAAACUGGGAAGAACUUGUAGAAAAAUUUGAACUUGGUUCCUCUUCCAUGGCACACAUUGUCACUGGAGUGACAAAUCAGUAUUCCACAAGGUUGCAGCUUGCAGAGGUGAAAGAAUUCUUCAAUUCUUUGGAAGAAAAAAGUUCGCAGCUUCGUUGUGUCCAACAAGCUAUUGAAACCAUUGAAGACAACAUACAGUGGAUGGACAGAAAUUUUGAGAAAGUCAAAACAUGGCUGCAAAACAAAAAACUAUAAAACAUUGUUUAUGUUUGUCAAAAAUAACUGAAAAAGCACUGAAAACUCAUGGGUGGAGGGAAAGCUGAAUUUUAUAAAUUUGUUUCUUUAGAAGAAGCUCUAAGGCAGCCUAAUCCUGAUGCUCAAUAUUUUUGUAUUCCCAGCAAACCACAACACUGAAGUAAAACUAGACUGUUUGUGGAUCUCUUUACCAGGUAGCAGUUUUCAGAAAAAAAUGAACUUGUUUAUUGUACAGCAACCUAAGGGGUAGGGGUGACUGAUUACUGGAAGUCUAAGAUUAAUUUAUUUGUUCUGAAGAAGCAGAAAGUAUUUGGAGACAAAGUGAAACUUUCCACCUGUGAAUGCCUACCCUUCCUGUAUCUUUUCCACAAAAGUACAACUAGCAGCUUUAUUUAAUACUGAAGUGAACUCAAGUUACGGAGCAAAAAAAUUUUUGCUUUGCAUGUACCUUUAUCCUCAUGGUCUAUGUUGCAGGAGAAUAAUUUUUAUAAAUAUUUACCUCAGCUCAAGCAUCACAGAAUUAAAAAAUAGUAUUGACUAUAAUUAACAUUGUAUACUUCAAAAUAAAUAUGAUAAGGACUAUGUCUAUGCAAGCUUUAUUGUAGUGUUUCAGGGCUGGAGGCAGUUGUAAUGGUAUGGAAGCUGUGCAGUGGCACCGGCUCCAUCCCUGCCAAGGUGAUGCGGAGCAUAUGCUGCACAUACCAGUCCCCUGAAGCCCAUCCUGUUCCAGUAAGUCUGCACUGCUACUUCUGCUGCUGAUGUAAAUACCUUGCCUGCAGUCUUAACACAUGGAAAAAUCCUGUUGUAUUUUUAUGUUCAGGAAAUCAGAAUGCAAUUUGUGUGGGAAAAAAAAUCUUUUUAGAUUAAUAAUCAGUUUUAGCUAGAAUUUAGAUUUUAUAUUUUUGCUUUUAAUGAUCUCUUUUUUACCUAGUUGAAAUAUAACUGCUGUCAGAUACAAAUGACUCUGUUCUUUUAAAUGUCAUGGGGGUGUAUUUAUUAGCUUACAAUCCCAAUCAUUAGCCUGCAGGUAACUGCUCUAAGCAGAGAAAUGAUGACUAUUAUGCCCCCAAAAGGUACAGAUACUUAAGAAAGCUGAGCUGUACUCUUGGAGGGUUGUAGGGAUUUUUUCUUUUUCUUUUCUUUUUUUUUUUUCCUUCCCCAAACAAGCUGCAAGUGACCUUCUCUGUCUGAUUACCUACAGGAACUCUACAAUUCAAUAAUAACCAUUACAGAAAAUUCUAAGUAACUAUCAUGUGUGCAUAAAUCCACUUGCUCUUUAUUUGCCUUUACAAUGCCCUGGUUCCAUGGUUUUUGUUUUCUCUGUUGUUCUGGUUUGUCUCCCUUUCCUCACUGAUAUCUCAAAGUGGCCAGAAACUUCAACAAAAACACUUACUGAGGAAAAAAAGAUAUAUGAUCUGGAACUAACUAUAAGCUUUGGACUGCACCUUGUUCAUUUUUCUUGCAGCUAGACAUAAUACCUGCCCAGGAUGUUGAUGCCUAUUUUGUUGAGUCCUCCUAGCAAAGGCCUUAGAGUUCUGUCACAGUGUUGUAGAAAAUACUAUUUCAACUUGCUUGCUGUAUCCUUUUUGUUCAUAUAAGGAAUCUUGUACCUCAAAACUCAUUAAGGGGAACAGGAAUUCUGAACAGACUGUGCACCAAGUGUACAGUCACUUAUGACUUUAUUCAGGUAAAUAAUUCAAAUUGUUUUAGGAGUUUUAUUUUCUGAUUUCAAAUACAGCUGAUACUCACUUCUUUAAUUAUAAUGCCAAUUGAAACUCACUGAGCUACUAAAAUACAAGACUGUUGCCUGAAGUAGUAGACAGGUGCACAGUUAAACCAAAAAAUAAUUUUGGGGGAAAAAAAGUUUAAGUAAGAGACCAUCUAGUCUUAGAGUAAUUGAUAACAAAUAAGAAGAGUUGAGAACCCAGUAUUUCAGGUACUGUUGAUUCUUUAAAAUGUUUUCAGAGCAAAUUGAAAAAAAAAUUUAACAAAAAAUAUUUGCUUACACAGUUCUAGAUAAAAUAUUUCAGUUGUUUCACUUUUCCCAUUUGCCCAUUCUUUUCUGUUGCUGUUGUAAGCAGUUAUAUGCAUUGCUGUUUCCUACUAUAACUCCUUCAUUUUCAGUUGCAAUUUUCAGGGAAAAUUGCUAAGUAGUACUCCCACCAACACAACCCCCUGCCCCCACAAAACUACAACCCCCUUCCUUCUCUGUUUUUUUUUUUUAAUUGAAGCAACAUCAAUUAUCCAGCAUCUAUCCAGAUACAUUGUAGACCUCUCUCCAGAAUAAAGAUCACAGAUACAUUGAUAUGUCACCUUUCUCCUUAACACAGUACCAUUCACUGAUUGAACUGCAUGAGCUGACACUAAUAAACAUUUUAGAACUUUGUAUGCCAUGAAGAAAACUUGUUUAGAAAAACAGAAUUUGGUAACGCUGAACUUUUUUGUAUACUCAGAGAAUUCUAACAGUUACUGGGAUGCAGGGCAGGGUUCAUUAACUCCAUCAAAAUAAAAUGUUUCUUCUGUCUCUUAAGAAUGAUUAUCAUUUGUACACAUGAUGUUUUAACAAAAUUUAAUGGGAACUUUUCAGCACAAUAAGCAGUAACUUCAUUUUGUUUCUGAAAA